UCUGGGUCAUGUGACAGGAGGCGGUGCCUAUCCCACGACCAACUUCCGUUACGUCAUUGCCGCGUCCCUUUCCGGUGAGAGUCCAAACAAGCCCAGACAUGCCCCUUGCAAAGGAUCUGUUGCAUCCCAGCCCCGAGGAGGAGCGGAGGACACACAAGAAAAAACGUCUCGUCCAGUGUCCGAAUUCAUACUUUAUGGAUGUUAAAUGUCCAGGUUGCUACAAAAUUACGACCGUGUUCAGUCACGCACAGACUGUGGUGUUGUGUGUCGGUUGCUCCACGGUCCUCUGCCAGCCUACGGGGGGUAAAGCACGUCUGACAGAAGGAUGUUCAUUCAGGAGGAAACAACACUAGCUAGGAUGGGAGUUGAGAAGAACGUGAGCUCUGUCAUCAAGUGUCACUGCUGGGGAUUUGGUGCAGGGAAGCAUGUGAUGCUCAUUAUCCAAUCAUCGUACUUACACAUUUUUGUGUCACAAAUCGUUUUGCGCAUGAGAUAAAUUAAAUGGAGGUGGACAGACUAUCAGGGAAAGAUGAGACAAACUCAGAUGUCUAAUAGUCAUUUUAGGGAAGGGAGACACACUGUGGCUCAACUUUAAAUUACAAUUGCUGUGUGUAUGAAAAGCGGAUUAUUGCAUGACUCUUGAAGAUUAAAGUAAGUAAACAUUAAAGUCAACAUUGGAUUUAGGGUGGGCCAUGUGACUUUUUGCCCUCUGACACAAAGACUUGGUGGUGGUGAAUUUUUUCUAACUGUUUAACAGUUUGCCACUUUUAAUUAAGUUUCUUGUGAAAAGUUUUUAUACAGUUGCACAAAAUCAUUAGCUAAACAUAUAAGAGGAACAAAAUGUACUUAAUAUUUUAUGCUGUUUAUGUUGUGUAUGUGUGUGCCAUGUUUAUUGACCAAAUAAAACCUGGAUAAAGUUGAA
Messenger RNA from Nerophis lumbriciformis (worm pipefish), 922 nucleotides. RefSeq names its product small ribosomal subunit protein eS27-like. NCBI's taxonomy places the organism in Eukaryota, Metazoa, Chordata, Actinopteri, Syngnathiformes, Syngnathidae. Gene Ontology annotation, biological process: translation. Gene Ontology annotation, molecular function: structural constituent of ribosome. The record is from RefSeq and is a predicted model, not a curated record. Gene Ontology annotation, cellular component: ribosome.